This is a messenger RNA of Trifolium pratense (red clover), 3295 nucleotides long. RefSeq names its product protein ALTERED PHOSPHATE STARVATION RESPONSE 1-like. Lineage: Eukaryota; Viridiplantae; Streptophyta; Magnoliopsida; Fabales; Fabaceae. The transcript has 4 exons. The coding region runs from base 662 to 2926 and encodes 754 amino acids. The record is from RefSeq and is a predicted model, not a curated record.
CAGAGCUUUUAACAAGAAUGCCUCACCAUUACCGUACUCUUUCUUUCUCUCUCUUUCUCGAGCCCCAACAUUCUUCACUCACCUGCCUCUUCUCUCUCCCUUGUCUCCAAUGCAAAUGUCUAGUCAACUUAUGCUCUUUCAUUUCAUUUUACCAAAAAUACUUUUGUAUUUUCACUUCUUUUAGGUGUAGAGAGAGAGAGAGAAAGAUAUUUUCUGCUAAUGGUACACUUUUUAAGGAUUAGUAUUAGUCCUUAAUUAAACCACUUCCUAAUAACUGCAUUUUUUUAUGUUCUUUUUUCUUCUUACUUGUUUGUUUGUUUGUGUAACUAAUGUUGAAAUUCUGAAACACAGCUCAGAUAUGAAAAUUAUUGCUUCUGGUUUUCUGUAAAAGCUUUUUCAUUUUUGUCUUAAAAUGACGAAAUGGUUUUACUGAAGAAAAAAAAAACUUUUCUUUUUUUGUUCUUGUUUGUUAAAGCUUGUUUUUUUAGAAACCCAUUUGAAACUUGAAAAAGUUCCUUCUCUCUAUCUGUGAAAGUUCCCUCCUUUUUGUCAGAGAAAACAGUAACAACACAUUCAACCAAGCAAGAGCAAGAACCUUUCUUUCUUUCUUUUUUGUUCAAUCUUCUAAAGAAAAAACCAAACUUUGUUGAAGAUAAGAGAAAUGGGUUGUGUUGCUUCCAAACUAGAGGAAGAAGAAGAAGUUGUAGCUAUCUGUAGAGAGAGAAAACGGCAGCUGAAAUUAGCUGUAGAGAAAAGAUAUGCACUUGCUGAAGCUCAUUGUAAGUAUUUUCACUCUUUGAAUGCAGUAGCUGCAGUUAUUAAGCUCUUUGUUGCAAGACAUUCUUCACCUUCUUCACCUUUUCUUAUAACUUUUCCUCCUAAGGGUUUUGACCCUUCUUCUCAUUCAUCAUCAACAAAUGAAAAUGUCAUAAAUAACCCUAUGUUCCUUCAGCAAACACCAUCUGAGACAAAACAUGAAUCUAUUGCUGCUUGUGAUUCAUGCAUUGUUUCAACAACAUCCUCAGAGUCUUCUGAGGAUGAGGGAGAGGCUGAAGAAGGUUGUAGAGUAGAGCAGAAUGAACAACAGGCAAGUGAGUAUUUCUACAUGCAUAUGCCUAUGAAUAUGAAUAUGAACAUGCCUAUGCAUAUGUCUAUGCCACCACCUGCAAUGCCAUCUCCACAGAGAGAUUUUGGUUGGGAUUUCUUUUACCCUUUUGAUAGUGUGAGGCAAGAGGUUAUGAGUGGCUACCAUAGGAACUCAGAUGAUGAUUUGAGGGCAGUGAGGGAGGAAGAAGGGAUUCCUGAGUUAGAGGAUGAAAUGGAAAGGGUAGAGAUUGAGCAUAAGGUGGCUGUGAGUGUUGAGGAGAAGAGUAAUAAUGAAGGUGGAGGACAAGUUGUGAAUAAUGGCGUUGAAGCCGCUGCGAAGGAGGUGGAUGUGGCUAAUGAAAAUGUUGGAGAGCAAAAGGGGCUUGCUGUUCUUGAUACACCUGCAGAAGGGAGAGAGUUGCUUGAAGCUUUGAAAGAUAUUGAGGAUCAUUUCAUUAGGGCUUAUGAGUCUGGUAAGAAUGUGACAAAGAUGCUUGAGGCUAAUAGAAUUCCUCUUCAUUCUAGUUUGGAGGAAAUCAAAGAAAGCUCGUCCAAACUAAUCAAUGCAAUAACAUGGAAGUCCAUGUCAUCUAGGCAAUCAUCAUGCAAGAGUUUGGUGGUUCAAAAUAUGAAAGAUUCUUCAAAUUGGGUGGAAUAUAAGAAUGAUCUGUUUGAUGAUUAUGGAGGGAUGGAUUCAGGAAGUCAUUUAUUAACAUUAGGAAGGUUAUAUGCAUGGGAAAAGAAACUGUUUGAGGAGGUUAAGGCUGGAGAUAGCACACGGAAAAAUUAUGAUAAGAAAUGUGCGCAAUUGAGAAAUAAGAAUGUUAAAGGAGAUGAUGAAUUAAGCAUGGACAAGACUAGAGCUGAUAUGAAGGAUUUAUAUGCUGGGAUCUUGGUUGCAAUUCGACGUGCAGAAACAAUCUCAAAGAGAAUUCAGAAAAUGAGAGAUGAAGAAUUACAACCUCAAAUUGUUGAACUACUGAAAGGCCUUACACAAUCAUGGAAAAUCAUGUUGGAGUCGCAUGAAACACAAAAGAAGAUUCUUUCUGAAGUCAAAUACUUCACAUGUCCUGCAGACGGCAAAUUUUGCAAUCAAUCCCGUGGAUUGGCAACUCUUCAGCUUGAAGCUGAGCUUCACCAUUGGCGCGUGUGUUUUAGAGAGUAUACUGCAGCUCAAAAAGCAUAUGUAGAAGCUCUUUAUGGAUGGUUAAAUAAGUUCAUAGUCCCUGAAGUUGAAUUCUACUCAAGAAGCAAAAAUGUUGGCAUGCCAAUGCCAUUUCAAGUUAAUGGGCCGCCGUUACUUGUGAUAUGCAACAAUUGGUUAAAUUCUAUGCGAAAGUUGCCUGAUAAGACGGUAGUACUUGCAUUGAAAAGUGUUGUGAAAGAUGUGAAAGCUCUUUGUAUUCAACAAUGUAAGGAACAACAACAGAAGAGGAAAGUAGAGAGCUUAUCAAAAGAUUUAGAUAGAAGAUAUCUAGGAUCAUAUAAACUGAAGACAAAGAUGCUUGAAUUGCAAGCAACAGAUCAUAGAUCAGAAGAGGAAACCGAAGAAGAAUGCAUGAUGGAGAAAGGUGAUUAUUUGGAGACACUGAGGAGAAAACUCGAGGCAGAGAAGGAGAAGCAUUACGGAUGCAUUCAAGAAACACAGAGGAUGACAUUGAAUGGAAUGCAAUAUGGAUUUUCCCAAGUACUUGAAUCUUUGACAGAGUUCUCUAAAGCAUCGCAGAAAAUGUACAAUGAUCUUGUGACUUUCAGUGAAAAUAGUGAGAAAGCCGGGAACAUUUCGUAUAUAGAAGGUGGUUGCAAUGCGGAAAACUGUAACAGCCAAAAUGAACAAUAGAGUUGUACUAGUAUUAGUUAGGGUGAUAUUUGUUCAUUAAGGGGUGCUUUAUCAUGUUAUUAUUAUGUUAUGAUUACGUUCGGUGUUAUAUGUCGAAGCAGCUCGCUGAGACAUCAUUGAUUUUAAAGGCAUUUGUUUAGUUGCUCUGAGUGCAGACAUCAAUUUUUAAUGUAUUUGCACUAUUAGUGUUGGUAUUGUUGUUGAGAAUGUCCUCUAAGUUGUAGUACAAGUUAAUAUACUUUAAACUUUGUACUAAUUUAUUAUUCUUCCUUAGUUAUGAGCUUGGGUCCUAACCUAAGUGCUUGGUUUUUACCUUUUCAUCUUUUAUACAUCACGCUGGAUAAAUGAGACUUGAGACAAAAAAACAAA